AUGGCUGGCAGACCCAAGAGUCAGACCCCCCUGGUGUGCCACGGACACACCAGACCAAUCGUGGAUCUGCACUUCAGCCCCAUCACACCCGAUGGCUACUUCCUGAUCUCUGCCAGCAAGGAUUCCUCCCCCCAGCUCCGCAAUGGCGAGACCGGGGACUGGAUCGGGACUUUCCAGGGCCACAAAGGGGCGGUGUGGGCUGCCGUGCUCAACGACUCCGCCUUCCUGGCUGCCACCGCCUCUGCCGACUUCACGGCCCGGGUGUGGAAUGCCGUGACCGGGGACGAGCUGCAUUCCUUUGCACACAAGCACAUCGUGCGAACAGCCGCAUUUGCGAGGGGGCAGGACUCCUGCAAGCUCGUCACCGGAGGUCCCGAGAAGCUACUUCGUGUGUUUGAUCUGUCACGCCCCGACGCCGCCCCUGAGACGGCGGCCCUGGCAUCCAGUAUCCGGGGCGCGGCCUGGAUCCACGACAACAAGGCCAUGCUCAUCUCCUACUCCGACAAGCCCAACCUGGACGUGCUGGACACGCGGACGCUGAGCGUGGUGAAGACGCUGGAGACGGCGGGACCGGUGACCAGCAUCGACGUCACGGACUGCGGCAGAUUCAUCGUCACCGCCGACGGCAGCCAGGUCCUGAUCCACGACGGCACCGACUUUGCGGUGAAGCGCACCUUCCGCCCCAGCGGGUACUCGGUGGAGGCAGCCGCCUACGCCCCCGACCGCGGCAAGCUGGUGGCGGGCGGCAGCGACAUGUGGGUUCACGUGUAUGACGAGACGGACAGUGAGGUGGAGGCGGGGCGGGGGCACCACGGGCCUGUGCACGGCGUGCGUUUCGCGCCGGGGCACGCGACCUUUGCCUCCGGCUCGGAGGACGGCACCCUGCGCAUCUGGCAGACGGAGCCGCCGGCGGCUGCUGUGGCGGCGCCGGUGGCGGCCAAGGAGACGAGGGAUGGGCAGGGCGUCUGA
Messenger RNA from Auxenochlorella protothecoides, 969 nucleotides. RefSeq names its product Serine-threonine kinase receptor-associated protein. The coding region runs from base 1 to 969 and encodes 322 amino acids. The record is from RefSeq and is a predicted model, not a curated record. Gene Ontology annotation, molecular function: RNA binding; protein binding. Gene Ontology annotation, cellular component: SMN complex. The transcript has 5 exons. Lineage: Eukaryota; Viridiplantae; Chlorophyta; Trebouxiophyceae; Chlorellales; Chlorellaceae. Gene Ontology annotation, biological process: spliceosomal snRNP assembly.